Molecule: messenger RNA, 1928 nt
Organism: Zea mays
Lineage: Eukaryota; Viridiplantae; Streptophyta; Magnoliopsida; Poales; Poaceae
Exons: 1
Coding region: 272-1675 (467 amino acids)
Biological process (GO): regulation of DNA-templated transcription
Cellular component (GO): nucleus
Molecular function (GO): transcription cis-regulatory region binding; DNA-binding transcription factor activity; protein dimerization activity
Source: RefSeq, marked validated
GUAUCACGCUCACAAAUCGCAGAGCGCACGGCGGCCACUGCCCACUGGCCUCCUGAAUCCUACGCUCGCCAAGUCAUCAUUCGCGACCAGCUCCCGUGAUCCUCAGCUCACCUGAGCUCCGCGUAUAAAAAGCGCGAGCUGCAGAACCCAACCAACAAAAGACUCCACUUCGCCAAGUCACGCUCACGCACGCGUUUUCUCGGUGGACGGUGGGCACGGACACGGAGGAGCCGCCGCAAGCGCAGCGCAGCAGUGGGCGCGAAAGCAAGGCAUGGCGUGGUCGGAGACGGACGCCGCGCUGUUCGCGGCGGUGCUGGGGCGGGACGCGGCGCACCACCUGAGCACCACGCCGCCGCACCAGGACGCGCCCGCGGCGUCGGCCCCCGAGCUCCAGGCGCGCCUGCAGGACCUCGUGGAGCGGGGCGGGGCGUGGACGUACGGCAUCUUCUGGCAGGAGUCCUGCGCCGGCGGCCGCGCCGUGCUCGGCUGGGGCGACGGCCACUGCCGCGACGGCGGCGCCCCGCACCACGACGACGCGGACCGGAGCGUGGCGCGGAAGCGCGCGCUGCUGCGGCUGCACGCGCUCUACGGCGGCGGGGACGACGAGGGGGCCGACUACGCGCUCCGCCUCGACCGGGUCACCGCCGCCGAGAUGUACUUUCUGGCGUCCAUGUACUUCUCCUUCCCGGAGGGCGCGGGCGGGCCGGGCCACGCGCUCGCCACGGCCCGCCACGCCUGGGCCACCGUCGACCCCGCGCCCGGGUGGUACGUCCGGGCGUCCCUCGCCCAGUCCGCGGGGCUCCGCACCGUCGUCUUCCUCCCGUGCAAGGGCGGCGUCCUCGAGCUCGGCUCCGCCGUGCCCGUCCGCGAGACUCCCGAGACCCUGCGCGCGCUCCAGACCGCGCUCGCUGUCGCGCGGCCCCCGGCACGCGAGGAAUGCAUGAGGAUCUUCGGCCAGGACCUCUCCCCCGGCGGGAGCGCCCGAGCCCCGCGCAGCGUCGACAAUUGGGCUCCACAUCCACACCUCGCCGCCCAAGCCACCGCCGCGUCCGCACUAGCCAGCAAGGAAGCCGCCGCGGGACACAAGGCUCCGGAGCCGCCCAGGAGCAUAGACUUCAGCAAGCCAGGGAAGCCUGGGCACGGGCAGGCCGGCGGCGAGGAGCGGAGGCCGCGGAAGCGCGGGCGGAAGCCGGCGAACGGGCGGGAGGAGCCACUGAACCACGUGGAGGCGGAGCGGCAGCGGCGGGAGAAGCUGAACCAGCGGUUCUACGCCCUGCGCGCCGUCGUCCCCAAGAUUUCCAAGAUGGACAAGGCGUCGUUGCUCAGCGACGCCAUCGCGUACAUCCAGGAGCUGGAGGACCGGCUCCGCGGCGGCGGCGGCGGCGGCGGCGGCUGCUCGGCGGCGCGCCCGGACAGCCCGGACGUGGAGGUGAAGGCAAUGCAGGACGAGGUGGUGCUGCGCGUGACCACGCCCCUGUACGCGCACCCCGUCUCCAGGGUGUUCCACGCCAUCAGGGACGCCGAGCUGAUCGUGGCGGCGUCGGACGUGGCGGUGGCGGACGAAGCCGUCACGCACACGCUCGUGCUGCGGUCGCCCGGCCCCGAGCAGCUCACCGCGGAGACGGUACUCGCCGCCAUGUCACGGGGGAUGACCAGCGCCACCCCCUCCCCGUGACUCUGUAGCGGUAGCUGUAAGUCGUAAACCGUACUCGCCCUCGUGCGUGCCGGCCACAUAGUAAAGCCACAGAAAUUGCAAUGGCCAAGGCCCAACAUUAAAUUUACUGCUCGUUUCCUAGUUUUUUUGCAUUUGGAUUUUAAUUAGAUGAGAUGUGUACACGCAAGGCGGCAAGGCACAGUUUGUUGCUCUUACUAGCUAUAGCUACUUUAGUUUGUUGCUUUCCCAACCUACUAGUAUUUUUUUCUGAACA